Molecule: messenger RNA, 4793 nt
Organism: Danio aesculapii
Lineage: Eukaryota; Metazoa; Chordata; Actinopteri; Cypriniformes; Danionidae
Gene: mfsd8l1
Product: major facilitator superfamily domain containing 8-like 1
Exons: 12
Coding region: 309-1763 (484 amino acids)
Biological process (GO): transmembrane transport
Molecular function (GO): transmembrane transporter activity
Source: RefSeq, a predicted model, not a curated record
CAAGGUGCAUCCUUUAUCCCCGCAGUCACAGUCCAAAUCACUGCGUUCAAAUGACGCAAGCACUUUAUAAAAACAAACAGACAAUCAACUUUACCUCCGAAAUGUGAGGAGAAAACACUUAAUCUGCGGAUUUGUCCGGUGUCUAAAUUCAUUCCGCUACUCUGAUGGCUCUAGUGCGCGUCUGUAGUGUACACUAGGCAGUAUGCUGUGCGUAUUUCAGUAAUUGGUCGCAGUGUCCUGAUCAUUAGCUGUAAAAAAUGUCUUGAAAUCUUUAGUGUCGAGUUGUAAAUCGUGUUAAAAAGUGUGAAAUGGACUUCAGACGCAAGAAGAGACUGACUUUCUUCACUAUUGGGCUGAUUUUCUUACUGAGCGGCAUCGAGUAUGCUGUGAUUUUGCCCACAAUAUGGCGUUAUCUGCAAACUCUGAACGCAGCGCCAUACUUCCUGGGCCUCAGCCUAUCAGCAUUCAGCUUCAGUGGGCUUCUCGCAGGCCCUUUAUUCGGACACUGGUCAGACCGAACACUCACCACCAAGAAAAUCAUCCUGUUCGCCAACAUCUUUGAGAUCGUCGGUAAUUUCAUGUAUUUUAUGGGAUUCUCCAAAUGGUUGCUGCUCAGCAGUCGUUUAGUUGCAGGUAUCGGCACUGGAGCCGGAUCUUCAAUUUUUGGCUUCUUGACUAGAAAUACAGCUCCAGAGGACAGAUCCACGGUUUUUGCUGCCGUUAUGGCCUGCCGUCAAGCUGGGCUUCUGAUUGGUCCUGGAUUUAACCUAUUUCUCAGACUCUGUGACUUUGAGGUGGGACCGUUCACUGUGAACAAAUACACCGCUCCCGGGCUCUUUAUGUGCCUGCUGUGGAUCCUUCUCCAGCUGGUAGUGCUCUUCAUGUACUGGGACAUCUCUCCAGAAGAUGAGCGCAGGAGCCAGAGGAGCCCGGAGCAGAUAGAAGAGGAGGAAGAGGAGGAGGAAGCCAAACCUCUGGUCGGCCCCAACGAGCUGAGCGGUUCAUAUGGGACAGUCACCAGCAUCCAGUCCAGAGCCUCCUCGAUGGCCAAUGGGGACCUGACUCAUGUUUCACCUCCACCGUCACCCACUCCUGAAGAGAUCAGCUCCAGUGUCUUCAAGAGCUUCAGUGCCAGCAGAGAGUUCCUCAGAGAGGAGGUGGUGGUGCUGUUAGCUGCUCAGUUUAUCACACUCUUCAAUCAGACCGCACUGGAGACUAUGGUGACUCCUCUGACGCAGAAGUUCUUCAACUUUGGCGAGCUGGAGAACAGCAUCAUGUACUGUGUGUGUGGCGUGGAGGUGAUCGCUGGUUUUCUGUUUGUGCGCUGGUUUAGUAAGCGUGCAGCAGAGCGUGUGGUGCUGGCUGUCGGACUGAUCCUCUGCAACAUCUCCUGCGUCUGGUGUCUGAUCUUCCUGGCCAAUCCACAGGGUGGAUUCGCAUGGCGGCUGGCGGAGUUCAUCAUUGGUGUUUUCCUUCAGGUCCUGGGCCUCCCAUUUGUGGCCGUCGCUCAGGUGUCUCUCUUUUCCAAAAUCACAGCAGAGAAGACUCAAGGCUUCAGUCAGGGCAUCCGCCGCUCUGUGGGAGGACUGGCCACUAUUCUGGGUCCUCUGUGGGCCGGCGGUCUGACUUCUAACCUGUAUGUGAUGCUGGGCGUCAUGAUGGGCCUGCUCGCCCUGCUCACUGUGAUGAUGAUGGUGUCAUAUGAGCGUCUGGUGGAGCCUGUGACUAUAGAUGACCCAACCGAAACUGAAGUUGAAGACUGACCCAGGUUUUGCUGUCAUCUGGACCGUUUGCUGAAUCGUUUGACUCAUUUGAAUCAUUUGGAACUUCUUCAGGGUUGACUGAGUCACAUGUGUUACUGCUGAUCCAGAUAGGUUUGACCUGAUUAACUGCUGAUGCAGACAGCUUUAGAGACUUCAGGACUUGGUAUGAGGAAUAAAACAGACCAAUGAGAGGAGAAAUAAAUGAGGAGAAUAGUCGAAUCAUUUCUGCACUGUGCAGAAUUUGGAUCAGGGGCAAUAGACUCUUUUAAUCAAUUCCACUAUAUUUCCUAUGGAAAUACCAGUAGAGUAAACAUUUUAAGGAAGAACAGGCUAUAUUCUGUGGGCAAACUCUGUUUGUGUGAGAUUUUUUAUGUCAGUAAAGCGAUUAAGGCAAUAAUUUUAACACAAUAUGUAAUUGGGAGCUGUUACUGAUUUAAUGAAAGAAUUGAAUUACUUGUGUUUUUGGAAAAUGAUAAGCGUCACUCUGGUUAUUUAUUAUUAUUUUUUCAAUUAGUUUUUGACUUGAAAAAAUACUGAUACUUAUACUGUAUAAAUCAAAUACUGAUAAAAAUCAUUGCUACAUUCAGAAAAAUAAUUAUUAUUAUGUCUGAACAGCUUUUUUUAAAUGAAUAUGAUCAAAUAUAAAGACCAAAACACUAUUCACAAACACAUUUAACUGAUUAAAAAACUGAUAAAGUUUUAGAAAAAGAAAUGGAUUUCUUUUUAACUAUACAAACUUUACAUUAAAAUGUAAACAUGAUAAGUACAAAAACAAAAUUAAUAUGAGUAGAUUAUAAACUAUAUAAUAUUUCAGAAUAAUAAUUUGUAUUCAUUUAUUACAGUCAUAGGUCUUGAUUAAUGUCAUAGUAAUAUUAUUCGGUCACUAUUAUAUUACACUUAGCAUUACCUUACUCUAACAGUGAAAUAAAUUAGACUACAUGGACAUUAAAUCGCAGUAUAAACACAUCAGUUUAUCAACUGUACACUAGAGGGCGUCCCGAACCCACAUAAAGCAAAACCCAGCAAGCAGAAAUAUUAAAAACCCUUCCGUUUCCUAAAAAAACUAAAUAAAAUGCCAGUAUUUGUCAGAGAAAGAACACUGAUUAAACAACAUAUUACUGUGUCAAUUAUUAUGUUCAAAAGAACAAGAUUAUAGUUUGUUUCCAUUUAACAGCAGCAUCUUUUUGUCCAAAAUGAGCAAGAUCUAAAAGAAUGUAUUUAAUAUAUAUAACAUAUGUGUCAUAAAUGAGUAUAAUUUAAAGAUGGUGAUAUGUGGGUCAAAUAAAACAUUUGUUAUUUAUAUUAUAUAUCAUAUCUGAGAUAUAGAAGAAAUGUUUCAGAUAUUUAUAAAAUAAUAAUAAUAAUAAAGAUAAUUUCAAUUGAAACACACACAUAAAUCUUGAAUAUCCAGAGUUUUUCAAGCGCUCUGUGUUUUUUAUUGUAUUAUUAUUUUUUUCAGCAACUCUUUGUCCAAAAUGAGCAAUAUUAAUCUGAGAGAAUGUAUUUAACAUCUAUAAUAUGCGUGUAAUAAUUAGCGUAAUUUAAGGAUGUUGAUAUGUGGAAGCAAUAUUUUAUCAUUUAUCUACAAUUCAUUUUUUUUAUAUGGCCUUACUUUUGUUUGUACUGCAAAAAUCAAGACACAAAUGUUGAGAAAACAAUGUUAUAUCUUCAGAAGAGUUCAAUAAAUAUCAGUAUUUGGUGAAAUAUCUCUGAUUUUCAAUCAUAAUAAUUGUGAAAAUGUGUGUUAUGAACACUAAAUUUAGAUUUAUUUAUUUAAAGUGUCUUUAAAAAUAUAUAAUUCUCUAAAUGUCAAUUUUUUUUAUUUGAGAUUUGGACUAAAAUGUGAUGUGAUGUUAACAUUUAUAAAAUAAAACAAAAACAUCAUUUCACUCAAACACACUCCUGAAAAAAUAUCCAGCAUUUUUCAAGCCGUCUCUUUUUUUUCUUCUCUCAUUGUAUAACAGCAGCUUUUUUUUUUUUGCCCAAAAUGGGCCAUAAGAAUCUGAAACACUGCAUUUAACAUGUGUAAUAUAUUCAUACGUGUCAUAAAUUAGUAUGAUUUAAAGACAGUGAUUUGUGGAAGCAAUAAUAUUUAAUUUAUUUACAAAGGAUUUUUUUGUCUGUGUUGUUUUACUUUUGUUUGUAGUACAAUUAUCAAGACAAGAAUGUGGACAAAACAAUGUUUUAUCUUCUGAAGAGUUCAAUAAAUAUCAAUAUUUGGUGAAAUAUCACUGAUUUAUAAUCACAACAAAUGUGAAAAAUAUCUAUAUUUGGUGAAAUAUCACUGAUUUUCAAUCGUAACAAUUGUGAAAACGUUUGUUAUUUACACCCAAUUUAGAUUUAUUUAUGUCAAGUGUCAUUUAAAGUAAAUAAUUCUCUAAGCUGCAAUAUUUUAAUUUGAGACUUGGAUUGUCAGACAUUUAUAAAAUAAAAUAAAAACGAUCAUUUCCCUCAAACACACACUUAAAUCAGGUAAAUCCAGGCAAAAAUUCAAUUGGUCUUUCUUCUUCUUCUUCUUCUUUUUUCCUCUCAUUUUAUAGCAGCAACUUUUUGUCCAAAUUGAGCAAUAUGGAUACAAAAGAAUUUAUUUAACGUGUGUUAUACGUGUCAUCAAUUUGUGUCAUUUAAAGAUGGCGAUAUGUGGAAGCAAUAUCUUUAAAUCUAUUUACAAAUGAUGAUAGAAGUUUCAGUUUAUUUGCAGAUUAUUUAUGUGCUUUUGCUUUAGUUUUUGAAGCGUAAACGUGUGUCGGUUGUGUUUUGAAUGUCCUGAAUUGAUGGCUCACAACUGAGUUUAAUUCUACUUUCAUUUUAUGUAAUAGGAGCAUUAAUAUACUGUAAAAUAUGAUUUAUUCAAUCUCGUAAAGGUCUUUAAUUAGUGGUGGUAAUAAUGUGAACAUUUUCUGCCAGAAAUAACGGAGUUUGUGUCAUCCAGAAACCAGAUGUGUUUCAUUAUUUUAGUGUAUUUUAGUUGUUUUGCUUUCCGUUAUUUUGUUCUUCCGUUUCUCAAAAUAAACUGCAGUAAAUGUUAAA